AGGCGAGAAUGGUCAAGCUGGCAACUUCCGUGAGCCCCCCUCAGUGGUCCUGGGGCUGAGGCUCAGCUAGCAGCCAUGGGCCUAGACUGGUCCCAAGCCUGGCUGUUGGGCCUGCCCACAGCAGUGGUGUAUGGCUCCUUGGCGCUCUUCACCUCCAUCCUGCAUAAUGUGUUCCUGCUAUACUACGUGGACACCUUUGUCUCGGUGUAUAAGAUCAACAAAGUGUCCUUCUGGGUUGGAGAGACUGUAUUUCUCCUCUGGAACAGCCUCAACGACCCCCUCUUCGGCUGGCUCAGUGACCGCCGGUUCCUCAGCUCCCAGCCCCGGUCAGGACCUGGGUUCUCCUCCAGGGACGUGGUGCUGACACGGGUGCGGGCUCUGGGCCGGCACGGGCCGCUGCUGGCGCUGUCCUUCCUGGCAUUCUGGGUGCCCUGGGCCCCGGCUGGCUUGCAGUUCUUACUGUGCCUGUGCCUUUAUGAUGGCUUCCUGACACUCGUGGACCUCCACCAUCAUGCCUUGCUGGCGGACCUGGCUCUUUCAGCCCACGACCGCACCCACCUCAACUUUUACUGCUCCCUCUUCAGCGCUGCCGGCUCCAUGUCUGUCUUCGCCUCCUACGCCUUUUGGAACAAGGAGGAUUUCUCCUCCUUCCGUGCCUUUUGUGUGGCACUAGCUGCUGCCUCUGGGCUGGGCUUUCUGGGGGCCACACAAUUGUUGAAGCGACGGAUUGAGGCAACCAGAAGGGACAGGGGGUGCUCGGCCCUGGUCAUGGAUGGCGGUGUGUGUGAAGAGGAGCUGCUGGUGGGAGGCGGGGAAGCAGGCAACAUCACCUUGGGCCAGUACCUCCGGCAACUGGCACGCCACCAAAACUUCCUGUGGUUUGUGGGCAUGGACCUGGUGCAGGUGUUUCACUGCCACUUCAACAGUAACUUCUUCCCACUCUUCCUGGAGCACUUGUUGUCCGGCCACAUCUCCCUGUCCACUGGCUCCUUCCUGUUGGGCAUCUCCUAUGUUGCUCCUCAUCUCAACAACCUCUACUUCCUGCCCCUGUGCCGGCGCUGGGGUGUCUAUGCAGUGGUGCGGGGGCUCUUCCUGCUCAAGCUCAGCCUUAGCCUGCUCAUGCUGUUGGCUGGCCCAGACCACCCUGGCCUGCUUUGCUUCUUCAUUGCCAGCAACCGUGUUUUCACUGAGGGUACCUGUAAGCUGCUGACUCUGGUCAUCACUGACCUGGUGGAUGAGGACCUGGUGCUGAACCAUCGGAAACAGGCAGCCUCGGCGCUUCUUUUUGGCAUGGUAGCCCUCGUGACUAAACCUGGCCAGACCUUUGCCCCACUGCUGGGCACCUGGCUUCUCUGCUUCUACACAGGUCAUGACCUUUUUCAGCAGCCCCCAGUGACUUCUGUGGGGAGUGUCCGGCCUUGGCCAGAGCCCCCAGCCCCAGCCCCAGCCCAGGCUCCAACACUCCGCCAGGGUUGCUUCUACCUGCUGGUGCUUGUGCCCAUCACCUGUGCACUGCUGCAGCUUUUCACCUGGUCCCAGUUCACACUGCAUGGGAGGCGCCUGCGCAUGGUCAAGGCCCAGCGUCAGAACCUGGCACAGAUCCGAACGCUGGACGUUAAGGUGGUGUGAGAGGUGUGGCAAGGCCGCUCUGC
Acomys russatus (golden spiny mouse) is the source of this 1652-nucleotide messenger RNA. RefSeq names its product major facilitator superfamily domain containing 13A (gene Slc68a1). The record is from RefSeq and is a predicted model, not a curated record. Lineage: Eukaryota; Metazoa; Chordata; Mammalia; Rodentia; Muridae. Bases 76 to 1629 code for a protein of 517 amino acids. The transcript is spliced from 8 exons.